AUGGCCAUGUCGUUGCUGAAUAUACCAGCUCCAUGCUCCUGUUGUUUGAAUGACGCGAUAAAGGUUAGAGAGGAUAUGAUAGGGGGGUCGAAGGCGGAGAGUGGAUGUAUAGUGGAGAUAGAGUUCGCGGAGGAGGAGGAAGAAGCCGAGGAGAGAGGAGAAAGAGAGAAAUGGGUAAUAGCUAGAAGAGGAUUAGUGGAGAUUGUUGGGAUGAAAGGGGGAAGGAUAUAA
Molecule: messenger RNA, 231 nt
Organism: Sclerotinia sclerotiorum 1980 UF-70
Lineage: Eukaryota; Fungi; Ascomycota; Leotiomycetes; Helotiales; Sclerotiniaceae
Exons: 2
Coding region: 1-231 (76 amino acids)
Source: RefSeq, a predicted model, not a curated record